UGUGUAGAAAAGUUUAAGGCUAUUCCAAUUGAAAAGGAAAUUACCAUGGCAGAUUCAAAAAGAGUAAAAGAACAAAAAGCUUUUGAUGAAACAAAACUUGGUGUCAAAGGACUUGUUGAUGCAGGUAUUACCAAGGUCCCUCGUAUCUUCCAUCAUCCACAUGAUAACACCAAAAUUACAAAAAAGUAUACUACUCCUCCUGUAAUAGAUCUUACCAACAUUCACGAAGAUCCACGUGCUCGCAAAAGAGUGGUUGAAAGUGUUAGAGAUGCAUCAGAGACAUAUGGAUUUUUUCAGAUCGUAAAUCAUGGCAUCCCUGUGAGUAUUUUGAAUCAAAUGAAGGAUGGAGUGUUAAGUUUUUUUGAACAAGAUAAUGAGGUGAAGAAGAAGUUUUAUACUCGUGAACCAAAACCUUUCAUGUAUUAUAGUAAUAUUAAACUAUAUACAGCAAUUGCAGCUACUUGGAAAGAUUCUUUCCUCUGCAACAUGGCUCCGAUUCCACCUAAACCAGAAGAUCUGCCAAUUGUAUGCAGGGAGAUAUUGUUGAAAUACUUGAACCAAGUGAAGAAACUGGGGAAUAUAUUGUUUGAGUUACUAUCAGAAGCUCUUGGUUUGAAUCCCAACUAUUUAAGAGAUUACGGUUGUGCUGACGGCUUAUAUGCUUUUGGCCAUUACUAUCCGGUAUGUCCUGAACCGGAAUUAACUUUGGGAACUAUAAAACAUUCUGAUGUUGUUUUCCUGACGGUGCUUCUACAAGAUCAUGUUGGUGGCCUCCAAAUUCUUCAUAAAGACAUGUGGAUUGAUGUGCCUCCGGUCGACGGUGCUCUUGUCGUUAACAUUGGAGAUUUUAUACAGCUUAUAACUAAUGAUAAAUUCAAGAGUGUUCAACACAGAGUACAGGCUAAAAAUGCUGAACCAAGAGUCUCUAUUGCAAGCUUUUUUGGCACUCUUAAUCAUCAAUCUACAAAAACGUUUGGUCCUAUAAAAAAACUCUUAUCUAAUGACAAUCCUCCGAAAUAUAGAGAAACUACAAUUUCAGAGUUUGUACACCACUAUGCAACAAAAUGUGCUGAUGGUACUUCUCCUCUGAAGCAUUACAGGAUUUGACCAGCACGAUGGUAGUGAAAUUGGCUAUGUGACUUUAUAUUUUCAAAAUAUAAUUUAGAUUGAAUUAUAUAAUUAGGUGUGAGUGUAUUUGUAGUUAUUUAUAACUAGAUUAAGACCCGCACCAUGCGCGGUUAUAAUGAAUAAUGAUGCAUCACAUAUAAAUAAUGAUGAUGUGGCACAAAUUAUAUUGAAGUGUCAAUAUGAUAGUACGUGGUUCAAAUUUAAUAUAUUAUAAUAAAUAGUUUCUACACUAUAUUGAAACA
Molecule: messenger RNA, 1370 nt
Organism: Lathyrus oleraceus (garden pea)
Lineage: Eukaryota; Viridiplantae; Streptophyta; Magnoliopsida; Fabales; Fabaceae
Product: 1-aminocyclopropane-1-carboxylate oxidase homolog 1
Exons: 3
Coding region: 46-1107 (353 amino acids)
Source: RefSeq, a predicted model, not a curated record